GCGGCUCUGACGUCACGAGGGCCGUGGCCGGCGGGGCGGAGGUUGGUGCGAGGGCAGCAGCUGCCGCCGCGGUGAGGCGGAGGAGGGGGAGGAUGAUGGUGAACGCGGACCUGCGGAGGGAACGUGCCAACGCCACCUUUCAGCCCGAGCUGCUCACCCACAUCCUGGACGGCGGCGCUGAGCGCACCCGGCGCCGCAAGGAGAUCGAGGCCUUAGUUAUUAAUGACCCAGACUUCCAGCAUGAGGAUUUGAACUUCCUGUCCCGUAGCCAGCGCUAUGAACAAGCCAUCAGAAAGAGCUCUCUGAUGGUGAUGAAAUUACGAGAGUAUGGAAUUGCAGAUCCAGAGGAGAUUUACUGGUUUAAGAGCUUUGUACAUCGUGGACGGCCUGAACCUCUGGACCUUCAUCUGGGCAUGUUCCUUCCCACCCUUCUCACCCAGGCAACCCCAGAGCAGCAGGAUCGCUUCUUCAUGCCUGCCUGGAACCUGGAGAUCAUUGGCACUUAUGCCCAAACUGAAAUGGGCCAUGGAACUCAUCUUCGGGGUCUAGAAACUACAGCUACUUAUGACCCUGCAACCCAGGAAUUCAUCCUCAACAGCCCCACUGUGACCUCCAUUAAGUGGUGGCCAGGUGGACUUGGAAAGACAUCAAACCACGCCAUCGUUCUGGCUCAGCUCUACACUCAGGGCCAGUGCAAAGGGCUGCAUGCCUUCAUCGUUCCCAUACGGCAGCUGGGCACCCAUGAACCUUUGCCAGGUAUUACAGUUGGUGACAUUGGGCCAAAAUUUGGUUAUGAUGAGAUGGAUAAUGGCUACCUGAAAAUGGACAACUUCAGAAUUCCUCGGGAAAACAUGCUGAUGAAGUAUGCCCAGGUUGAACCAGAUGGCACCUAUGUGAAACCAGUGAGUGACAAGCUGACCUACGGGACCAUGGUGUUCAUCCGAUCUCUCAUCGUAGGGGACUCAGCUCGCUCCCUGUCCCGGGCUUGUACCAUUGCCAUCCGUUACAGUGCAGUGAGGCACCAGUCUGAGCUGAAGCCAGGGGAACCAGAACCUCAGAUCUUGGAUUAUCAGACCCAACAGUACAAACUCUUUCCUCUCCUGGCAACAGCAUACGCCUUUCAUUUUGUGGGAGCCUACAUAAAAGACACCUAUCGUCGUAUUAGUGGAGACAUCAGUGAAGGAGAUCUGAGUGAGCUGCCAGAGCUGCAUGCACUGACAGCAGGGCUGAAGGCGUUCACUUCCUCAACUGCCAAUGCUGGGAUCGAGGAGUGUCGGAUGGCGUGUGGUGGGCACGGCUACUCUCGCUGCAGUGGCAUUCCUGACAUCUAUGUCACCUUCACCCCAUCCUGCACCUAUGAGGGAGAAAACACAGUCAUGAUGCUGCAGACAGCUAGGUUCCUUGUCAAAAGCUACACCCAGGUUAGCUCUGGGCAGCGGGUUACUGGCAUGGUGUCCUACCUUAAUGAUCUCUCCAGGCAACGCAUUCAGCCACAGCACGUGGCUGCUAAGAGCGUGACUGUGCGGCUCAAUGAUCCCGUCAGCUUGGUAGAGGCCUACAAAGCACGUGCUGCCCGGCUUGUAGACGCUGCAGCAAAGAACUUACAAGCUGAACUGAACCACAGAAAGAGCAAGGAAGAUGCCUGGAACAGAACCUCUGUUGAUCUUGUUCGAGCAUCUGAGGCACACUGUCACUACGUGAUAGUGAAGCUUUUCACCGCCAAGCUGGCUGAGAUCAGUAAUGCGGCUGUCCGUGCUGUCCUGACUGACCUAUGCCUCCUGUAUGCACUGUAUGGCAUCAGUAAGAGCACAGGGGAUUUCUUGCAGGGGGGUAUUCUGACUGAUGCCCAAGUUACUCAAGUGAACCAGCACGUGAAAGAGCUCUUGGCCGUAAUCCGCCCCAACGCAGUCGCGCUGGUGGACGCCUUUGACUUCCACGACGUUCAUCUUGGAUCUGUGCUUGGCCGCUACGACGGCAACGUCUAUGAGAACAUGUUUGAGUGGGCAAAGAAAUCCCCACUGAACAAAACAGAGGUUCAUGCAUCUUUCCACAAACACCUGAAGCCAAUGCAAGCCAAGCUGUGAAGCCUGAUGGUUCUUUUUCAAAAUGCACACUUUUCCUGGCCUGAAAACUGGGUGUUUGCAUCCUUUCUUCAGGCACCUAAAUCAAACCUUUCAAAUCCUGGUAGCUGUAGGACAGUGAAUAAUUGUAGCCUUCCUUUACACUUUUAUAAAUUGAGGAGGUGUUUGGAGAAAGUGCAUAGGGAUUGAUGCCUGGUUUUAAAGUGCAAUUAUAAUGGUAACAUUAACCUUUUAAAAAUCUGGAAGAGCUUUAUGGAUUCAUACAAGGAUUGCUUUUGUGAAGCUGCUAACUAGAGAGAAGUUACUGUUAACUGGAAAAGGUAGCAGGAUUGUACUACUAAGUAGUUAACAGCACUCAGGCAAUAGCUUCUAAUAAGCUUCUAAUAAGUUAUCUGUUCCCCCUAGAAAGCGUCAAUGUCUUGAUCUUUGUCUUUAUUUUUUAAGAUUAGCAGCAUCUCUCCUUGUUUGGCAAAUAUUUAAAGCCUCCUGCAUGGUUCUGCACACAUGAAUCUGCACGUGGCACUACUUCCUGAUGUGGUUGAGAAGUGAAUACCCAUCCUUCUCUGGACCUCUGCUUCAUUCAUCUUUCCAGAAGACAUCUCCAUGUUUUCCAUGACAUUCUUCUUUCACUGCCCUGCAGAAACUCCUGUCACCUCUGUGCCAUCAUCAACACUGGCACCUUACUCUGUUCAUAGGAAGUCAAAGGAGAGUGUAGUGAUGCUGUUCUGAGAGGGAAAAAACAAGUAGUAAAAAAUCAGCAAGGUGCUGAUAAGAGAUAUUCUGCCCUUCUUUUAACUGUUUCUAUUUUUGUAGCACUAUCUCAAAGCACUUUACAAAUAUUAAUUGAUUUGAUGUGCAAACCCUUGUGUAGGGGUAGAAACUGCAAAUUUUGACCUGGAAUGAUGAAGCUGGUAUUGGAGGGUAGAAAUCAGUUGACCAAAAUCCUUGGGUCUUCACAUUGUUCUGGGAUGUUCUUCUGGUUUUUAAAGAAAAUGACAAUCCCAAGUGAAGUGUCCAGAUACCUUUUUUCCCCUGUCUGUACAUUUCCAAGGAGCUUUCCCCUUGGUUUUAUGUUGACUUGGAACUUGCACAGUGCUGUCUGGAUUUAACAGGUGAAAGAUUUAGCAGUGCAACUACAACUAAGCAAAGUCAUUGUUGUUUUUCAGUAUCAAUAACUGUCCACUAACAGUAAAACCUCUCCUCACAACAGAUAAAAGCAACUUUGGGUGUAAAAUGGUAAAAAGUUUCAGCACAAACCCAAAUCCUGCAGUUCUGAGGCAGCAUCUGAGAAGCUGAUUCUUUUGACAGCUUUGGUAUCUGUUAGUCUCUAAUCUUGAAUCAUUUUUCAUGGAUGAGUUUUUCCUGGCACUAACAACGAUCAGACACAACGUUUGGCUCCACAUGCAGUAUCUGAACAGAAAGAGAUGUUUAAUUUGAAAUAAAAGAAUCAAACUUGCCUUUUGGCUGCUGAGUCUUUCAGGUGGAAUUGAACCACUCCUCUUCAGGCUUUGCCUUCCCUUUAUUCAGUAGAGCAGACUGCUGACCUGGGGAGGGAUAAUGGAGGAGCAGGUUAAAAGUGUGCCAAUAAGAACAAUACUAGCUAACUUCUUUGGUGCUGAGGUGAGGGAGCCCUGGCCCAGGCUGCCCAGGGAGGGUGUGGAGGCUCCUUCUCAGGAGGUUUCCAACCCCACCUGGACAUGUUCCCGUGCCCCCUGAUGGAGGGGAACCUGCUUGAGCAGGUGCUUGGGCUGGAUGAGCUCUGCGGGGCCCUUCCAACCCCCACCAUUCUAAUUUCUAAUGUACAGAUUUAAUAAAUUAUCAAAUAUGUGUUUUCAGACAACAUAUCUGUCUUUCAUGCCUUGCCUUCAGUGAGCUCAUUCAAAGGAAUGGGUGCAGUAGAAUGAAGUAUUCAAAGAGCCUUAAAUUAGUUGGAUUUUAUCUUAUUUCUAGUCUGUUCUAGCUGUGCUCUGCAGCAUUCUAGGGCAGCCACCCCUAUCCAGCAGCUAUGCUCACCACUGCUGCCACUCAGGAAAAUAAAGCUAGCAGCAGGUAAAGCUGCAUGUGGCACACUGCUCGGUGUUCUUAUGGCUCAGGGGCCAGUAAAAGCUGAUCACUGCCAACAGCAAGACUUCAACACUAGUGUUUGGCAGCAGAAACUUUCAUUCAUAGAAGCUAGUUCUUUAAAAUUGUUUCCCCCUGGUUCUUUUGCAGUAGAUGUGAUGGCAAAUGCUGUGCAUCCUUGCUGUUGGUGAGUGUAUUGGACACUCAUUUUUCAUCUUGCUGUUGUUGGUGAUAAUACCUCACCUGUGUGAAUGCCACAGCCUCAUAGGACUUGAUGUGUUUUGUGGUCAUUAAACUGUUUAAACUCUGCCAAA
Molecule: messenger RNA, 4456 nt
Organism: Colius striatus (speckled mousebird)
Lineage: Eukaryota; Metazoa; Chordata; Aves; Coliiformes; Coliidae
Gene: ACOX1
Product: acyl-CoA oxidase 1
Exons: 14
Coding region: 93-2084 (663 amino acids)
Biological process (GO): very long-chain fatty acid metabolic process; lipid homeostasis; fatty acid beta-oxidation using acyl-CoA oxidase
Cellular component (GO): peroxisome
Molecular function (GO): fatty acid binding; FAD binding
Source: RefSeq, a predicted model, not a curated record